Meloidogyne enterolobii is the source of this 898-nucleotide messenger RNA. The record is from the annotation of a GenBank genome assembly. NCBI's taxonomy places the organism in Eukaryota, Metazoa, Nematoda, Chromadorea, Rhabditida, Meloidogynidae.
UUGCUACAACGUUUGAUUUUACAUUUACAUGGAGUAGAGCAUCUGCGCGAUUUUUGGAUUUUAGUGAAUUUUUUUGGUAUUUCCUUCCUUGGACCAUUGUUAAUUUAUUGUUAUUUUUGGUCUCACAGAUUUUUUGACUUUACAAAUCUAAUUUUUUUCUACUUUUCCAUUUCGGUUGGGCUUAACCUUUUCUUGAGUCCUAUUUUUUAAAGCUCUGUUUAACAGGGCUUAACCUUUCUUGGGUUCAAUUUUGUAUUAAAUUUAUUUUAAUAUUUAAUUUUUUUGUAUAUUCCAUAUUUUCUCUAUCUUUCCACUUAAAUUUUUUUUUAAAUAAUUUUUUAUUUUCAGGAAUUUUAUACUAGUUAGUUUUUAUUUUCUCUUUUUGGGGUUUAAAUGAUUCGAAAAAUUUCUUAAAAUGUGAUUUUUUAGAAUUUUUAAUUUUCAGACAGUUUGUCCUAUUUUUUUAUUUUUUUUCAGAAUUUUUAUUUUGUUAUUUUUCAUUUUUGUGAAGAUUGCAAACUUGCUAUAACCGGCUUUGCUGGCAAGCCCAUGACAGUUAGCACUACUCCUGGUAUUGGAGUAGCAAAGGGGAUGGGAAAACGAAAUCAAAACCAGCCACAACCUUUACCACCUUCUGGGGGUGCCCAAACAAAAAGAAUUAAAGUCGACUACAAUACUUCAAACAGAAAUAUUGCUGAAAAUUUGGAAUACACAGAUUUGGCUAGUGUACAACCACACGGUUUCUUCUAAAUUUUUUAAUUUUGGGGACUGCCUUUGUUGGUAUUUGAAAUCGAAUCAGACGUUUUAUCCAAAAUCCGUGAGUCGAAUCCCUGUCUUUUUGACGACCCGAACCCUGAAAACCCGAUCUAUGAAAUUUUAGAAAACCCAAUUUGACUUU